GAGGCAGAUUCUGGAAAGGUUAAAAACGAGAUGGAAUUUAGCUCCUAGGAUCUCAAACAUGACACGCCUCUUUUGCUGUCUCUGUCCAGAUGUUUGAGAAGUGGAGCAAGGGAUUCAAUCGACCAUCCUUCCUGCUCAGACUGUGGGGAGGGAUUCACUUGGUCAUCUGACCGACUGGCAUGCCCGUCAUUUUACACAGGGGAAAGGCCGUUCACCUGCUCAGACAGUGGGAGUGGAUUCACUCAGUUAUCUCAAUUGAAGGUACAUCAGCAAGUUCACACUGGACAAGGCCAUUCAUCUCAUCUGUGUGUGAGAAGGGAUUCAGUCGGUCAUCCCACCUCUGGACACACCAGGCAAUUCACACUGGGCAGAGGCUGGUCAUCUGCUGAAUUUGUGGGGAAGGAUUCACUCGGUCAUCUGACCUAAUGGCUCAUCAGCGGGUUCACACUGGGGAGAAGCCGUUCACCUGCUCAGACUGUGGGAAGAGAUUCGCUAAUUCAUCCACCCUACAGAGACAUCAGCGAGUCCACACUGGGGAGAAUCCAUUCACCUGCUCAGUCUGUGGGAAGGGAUUCACUCGGUCAUCCAACCUACUGGCACAUCAGCGAGUUCACACUGGGGAGAAGCCAUUCACCUGCUCAGUCUGUGGGAAGAGAUUCACUAAUUCAUCCACCCUACAGAGUCAUCAGCGAGUUCACACUGGCGAGAAGCCAUUCACCUGCUCAGUCUGUGGGAAGAGGUUCACUGAUCAAUCCACCCUACAGAAACAUCAGCGAGUUCACACUGGGGAAAAGCCGUUCACGUGCUCAGAAUGUGGGAAGAGAUUCACUGAGUCAUCCAGCCGACAGAGACAUCAGCGAGUUCACACUGGGGAGAAGCCAUUCACCUGCUCAGUCUGUGGGAAGAGUUUAACUCGGUCAUCCAACCUACUGGCACAUCAGCGACUUCACACUGGGGAGAAGCCAUUCACCUGCUCAGUCUGUGGGAAGAGAUUCACUAAUUCAUCCAGCCUACAGGGACAUGAGCGAGUUCACACUGGGGAGAAGCCAUUCACCUGCUCAGUCUGUGGGAAGAGAUUCACUGAUCAAUCCACCCUACAGAAACAUCAGCGAGUUCACACUGGGGAAAAGCCGUUCACCUGCUCAGAAUGUGGGAAGAGAUUCACUGAGUCAUCCAGCCUACAGAGACAUCAGCGAGUCCACACUGGGGAGAAGCCAUUCACCUGCUCAGUCUGUGGGAAGAGAUUCACUAAUUCAUCCAGCCUACAGAAUCAUCAGCGAGUUCACACUGGGGAGAAGCCGUUCACCUGCUCAGAAUGUGGGAAGGGAUUUACUCAGUUAUCCAACCUACAGAGUCAUCAGCGAGUUCACACUGGGGAGAAGCCGUUCACCUGCUCAGUCUGUGGGAAGAGAUUCACUAAUUCAUCCAGCCUACAGAAUCAUCAGCGAGUUCACACUGGGGAGAAGCCGUUCACGUGCUUAGAAUGUGGGAAGAGAUUCACUCAGUCAUCCAGUCUACAGAGUCAUCAGCGAGUUCACACUGGGGAGAAGCCAUUCACCUGCUUAGAAUGUGGGAAAGGAUUCACUCAGUCAUCCAAACUGCUGGUACACCAGUCAGUUCACAGUGGGGAGUGGCCAUUCACCUGUUCAGACUGUGGGAAGGGAUUCACUUGCACGUCUAAGCUAAUGGCUCACCAGCGAGUUCACACUGGACAGAUGCUGUUCACCUGCUCAGUCUCUGAGAAGAGAUUUACUGAGUCAUCCAACCCAGUGGCACAUCAGCAAGGUCACACUGGGGAGAAGCCGUUCACCUGCUCAGUCUGUGGGAACAGAUUUACUCAGUCGUCCCUCCUGCAGAGUCAUCAGCGAGUUCACACUGGGGAGAGGCCGUUCACCUGCUCAGUCUGUGGGAAGAGAUUCACUCACUCAUCCACCCUACAGAAUCAUCAGCGAGUUCACACUGGGGAGAAGCCAUUCACCUGCUUAGCCUGUGGGAAAAGAUUCACUCAGUCAUCCACCCUACAGAAUCAUCAGCGAGUUCACACUGGGGAGAGGCCAUUCACCUGCUCAGUCUGUGGGAAGAGAUUCACUCAGUCAUCCAACCUGCAGAGUCAUCAGCGAGUUCAUACUGGGGAGAAGCCAUUCACCAGCUCAGAAUGUGGGAAAGGAUUCACUCAAUCAUCCCACCUACUGGCACACCAGUCAGUUCACAAUGAGGAGUGGCUGUUGUUGUGAAUCCCUAGAUUUCGUUUGCUGUGGACUAUCAUUUUGAGAGAGAGAGAGAGAUUAAGAAGGGAAAUCAGUCUGACUUGCAGCUUGUUUACAUUGCUCGCAGUUUGUUUAGUUUUAACCAAGGACACAGAUACUCAGUCAGAUGGAGAUGAAGGAGGAAAAAUGGAAGGUUUGAAACAAGGGAACUACUGGCCAAGGGUCACUGUUUCGAACUUUCCUCUGCCCACAAGGGUGGGUUAAUUAUCGAUUCAGCAUACAUUGAAUGUGUGAUUGUCAUCUCGUUUGAUCCAUAGGAGUGGAUCUGAUUUGGGGUAUCCUGUGAAGACCACUUAUGUGUUAACCCUUGCCUGGGUGUGGUAUGGAAAUUCACUUGAAGACGAUACCUCUUGUGACAAGUCACUUCUGGUGAUAAUUUGUAUGUGGAUUUGGAACGACGACAGAUAAGAUCUACAGCGACUGUUCCCUCGUUUUACCACCAUGGAUGCUGUGGAAUUCAACGUUAUUGCCUUUUCUCGAUAUUUACCCUGGAUUACAAAUAUCUCUCUCUCCUCAACUAUUCUGUGGUUGAACUGAACUUUCAUAGUUUACCAUCUCAAGACUCCAAGCCUUGUUUCCCCUGAGCUCAAUAGUUUGGGAGUUAUAUUUACCCACAUAUAUACAUAUAACACUGUUAACUUUUGUUUAUCUUGCUUAAGUUACUGUAUUGUUAGUAGGUACUAAUAAAGAUAGUGGAUUUAACAUCAAAAACAGACUCUUGGUGUAGUCUAUUGCUGCUGACUCAUUUCUAUAGUGUUACGGGGUCAAAAUUGGGGCCUGCAUCCAAUACAGGAAAAGAUUUGGAGGCGUAUUGAUUAAUUAUCGAUUUCAUUGGAGAAAUCCCUUUUGAUUUAUUUGUGUAUGGAAAAUCAGCAGCAAUGGAUGUUGAUAGAUGUCUGGAAGCGCCAACCUCUGAGGCGUUAGAGGACACCAGAAGGAUUGAGUUGCUGAGUAUUGCUAAAAGGUUAAAACUUGCUAAGGUGAAAUCGACAAUGAGGAGGUCACAGAUGCAGAGGAAAAUAGCUGAGUAUUAUGUAUCUGAGGGUGUGUUUAAAGUGCAGGAGUUGGAGGUGUUUCCUGAAAGUAAACCUAGUGAGCUUGAGCUCCCGUACAAGUUAGAAAAAAUAAAGAUAGAGGCUGUGGAAAGGCAGAGGCAGGUUGAGGCUAAAGACGCAGAAAAACAGAGAGGAAGCAGAAAGACAGAGGCUGUUCGAGCUGGCAAUGAUAGAGAGAUUGCAGCAAAGGGGUGUAGCAUUAGACUCUGGUGAUAAGUUUGAGGCCAGUCGGGAAGUUAAAUUGGUACCCCCAUUUGUCGAGGCAGAGGUUGAUAAAUAUUUUCAGCAUUUUGAGAAGGUUGCUCAGGGUUUAAAGUGGUGAAAAGAGGGUGGCCUAUUCUCUUACAAAGUGUAAUUAAGGGGAAGGCUCAGCGAGCCUAUUCUGCUUUGACAGUUGAUGAAGCAGCUGAUUAUGACAUAGUGAAACAGGCUGUGCUCAAAGCUUAUGAGUUGGUCCCAGAAGCAUACAGGCAAAAGUUUAGAAAUUCGAGGAAACCUGUGAACCAGACCUAUAUGGAAUUUGCUUAUGAGAAGUUUGUGUGUCUUGACCACUGGUGCACAUAUAAAAAUGUAAAUGAUGAUUUUAACAGCUUGAAAGAGUUGGUUUUAAUUGAAGAAUUCAGAAGGUGCGUCCCUGGUGACAUAAAGAUGUAUUUAGAUGAAAAGGAUGCUGCCAUUUUGCAGGAGUCUGCUCAAUUAGCAGAUGAGUUUGCUUUAACCCACAAGGUUAUGUUUACCCCGAGUAAGAGUUUCCAAAAGAGUCGCAGGGAUAACCAGGGUAAACCGGAAAUUAAAGCUGGGACUAGCGACAAGGGUAAGGAUGAAGGUAAGCAGUUGAAGGAGAAAUAUUCUGGUCUCUCUUGUUACUAUUGUAAGAAAGCUGGUCAUGUGAUGGCUAAUUGUUCUGUCCUGAAGAAGAAAAAGGAAAAGGAGGCAGUCCCAAAUACCUCUGAUUUGUAUGUUGAAGCACCUAUAAACCCACAGGUGGCUGUUAACCAGACAGGUGACAAUUGCAAGCUGUAUAUAUAUAAAAAAAAAUUUCUUGUUUUGAUGUGGACAUCCAAGUUUUUGUUUUUCCACUAUUUUUGUAAAUAAAAGCACCUCAAUAUAUUUUUGCCACUCAAGCCAUCUUGUUAUUUUUCUUAGACAGUUGACCCACAGUUUUUGUGACAGACUGGUACGAAGGCUCUUAGAAGGUUUCUGGGAAUGGUUGGAUAUCAUCGUAAGUUCUGUAAGAACUUUGCUGAUACUGCUCUUCCUCUGACUAAUCUCCUGAAGAAGGGUGAAAAGUUUGUUUGGACUGAGCCUUGUCAGGAAGCAUUUGAUCAAUUGAAAGUUAUUAUUUGGGAUGAGGCCAAUCAAUGUAGUGUUGUCAGCAAAUUUAAUUAACAGAUUGGAGCUGUGGGUGGCGACACAAGUCAUGGGUGCACAGAGAGUAAAGGAGGGGGCCAAGGAGACAACCCUGUGGGGUAUGUGUGCUGAGGGUCAGAGAGACAGAGGUGAGGGAGCCCACUCUUACCACCUGCCGGCCAUCUGACAGGAAGUCCAGGAUCCAGCUGCACAAGGCAGGGUGAAGCCGAGGUCUCUGAGCUUCUUGUCGAUACUUCACGCCUUCGUAUGGCUAAAGCUCUGCCCACGACUGCAAGGAACUGCAGAGAACUUUGGUCUCAUCUGGAAACAUCAUAGAAACAAGCCUCCCCUCUAUGGACUCUUCCUACACUUCCCCUGCCUCGGGAAAGCAGGCCGUGUACUCAAAGAUGCCCAUAACUUUGGACAUUAUUGCUGCAAACCGAAUCCCCCAACGGGGAAGAGAUACAAAAGCCUUAAACCACCAGGCUCAUGGACAGCUUCCUGUCUGCGGUUGUAAGCCAAAUUAAUGGUCUCCAGUCCAAUAAAAUGGACUCGACCUCACAAUGUAACUCGACGUGACCCUGCCCCAGAUGUCUAUCUGCACUGCACUUUCUCUGCAGCCAUAGUGCCUUGUUACAGUUAUUGUUUUAUCGUCUAUCAGUUCAAUGUGCUGUUGCAAUGUAUUGAUCUGUGUGGAUGGUACGUCAGGCAAGAUUUUCACUGUAGCUCAGUAUGUGAUAAGAAUAAACAAAUUCCCCAAUUAAUUGUGUGGAAAUAUUAGACAGACUGAGCUUCUGCUCUGGAACCACAGAGGGAAACUUAACUGUUGUCAUUUCUGAGGAAUGCAAAUAAAUAGAAAAGGCUUCAAUCUCGCAAUACGAUCUGCAGUAAUUGGGAUCAGGUGACCAGUGGUGGGUCUCCCAGACCAAUUAUCAGAAUCAGGUUUAAUAGCACCGGCAGAUGUCAUGAAAUUUGUUGUCUCUGCGGCAGCAAUAGAACCUAAUUCAUAACAAUAGAUUUUAACCAUUGUGAUUUAAAAUAAGAACAUACACAUUAAAUAGUUAAAUUAUAUAAGUAGUACAAAAUUAAAAAAUGUAAUAAACUAUUUUAAUUGUGUGGAACUAUUUGACUGAAUGGGUUAUUGCUUUGGAAAUUCUGGAGUGAAGCUUAAUGAAACUGUACUAAACUAUAACUGAACUUAUGAAAAGCUCAGAUAAAUACAAAAGGCUAAGUUCUCACAUAAAUGGGUUAUAUACCCAGAAACAUUGGCUGCCCUUCAGCAGGUAGAAACAGUGGAAUGAGGCCUAGUCCCAGGCCUCAGCCCAGUGGUUAUGGUCUGAGGCCUGGGACGAGGUGAGAGUAAGCAUUCGGCAUGGACUAGAAGGACCGAGAUGGCCUGUUUCUGUGCUGUAAUUGUUAUAUGGUUAUAUGGAAACAUGCUGAAAAUAUUGCAGAAAAAUCAUUGUCCACCCACAACGAGAGGACGUGACAAAUCCGGAUCCCUGUGCCUUGUCUGAAUGGGCGAAAGAUGAAGCUACAUGUACACGUAGAGCAGUGAACUACAGAUGCUGCAGAUCUGUGGAAAAACGUGAACAGGAAACAGGAUCACGUGACGGGUGCAGGGUCUCUCACCUGAACCAGUCACUCUGCUCCUCGCCCCUCACACACUGACCGAAACAUCCGCCGUGUUUCCCACAUCAUUCCAUAUUCACACCAGAUACAUAUUUACCUUUUCCCUCCAUAUCUUCGCUGUCCCUUUCCCUCCACCCCCAGGUCACAGAGUCAAGGGCUCGAUUCCCAUCCCGAUCCAAUACACAAUUCAAACCCAAGCUGGAAAUGUGCAGGUUUUAUUUAAAUCCGUCCAUGUGUAUAAACACUAAUUUCUAUUCACAUUCCUCCAGCCUCACUGGACAGGAACACUGAAACAUCAAGUGAGAAAUAGCAGGAGUUGGCUAUUCAGCCCCUCUAAGAUUAUGUCUGCUCUCCCAUCUCAGCCACAUGUUUCUGCCCGAUCCUCAUUUCCUUGAUCUCUUCGGUCUCCACACAUCUGCCGGCCUCUGUUUUAUGUGAGGACGAUCACUGAGUCUUCACUGGCCUCUGUGGUGGGGAUUUACAGACAUCCACCCCCCUCAGAGUGGAGACAUUUCCCCUCAUCUCAGUCCCGGACAGACCACCCCUUUUUUCAGAGACUGGGAUCCCUGGUUCAACCGGUAAUGAUGUUGUGCAUUUCAAUGUGUUCACCUCUCAGUCCUCGAUUCUCCAAGUGAAAGGGUUAUCACAUUUGAUCCUUCUUCAUAUGAUGACCCCACCACAUCAGGGAUCAGUCUGGUGAAUCUUCAUUGCACUCUCCAUAACAAAUACUCUCCAACCUCUUUGUUAAUCCUCUAUGGAAUUAAUUUCCAUCUUCUGCAGCCCCGUGUUGCCCCAACCACUCACCUCCCACCCCGUCACUA
Mobula hypostoma (lesser devil ray) is the source of this 7125-nucleotide messenger RNA. RefSeq names its product gastrula zinc finger protein XlCGF26.1-like. The coding region runs from base 426 to 2234 and encodes 602 amino acids. The transcript has 2 exons. Gene Ontology annotation, biological process: regulation of transcription by RNA polymerase II. Gene Ontology annotation, molecular function: RNA polymerase II cis-regulatory region sequence-specific DNA binding; DNA-binding transcription repressor activity, RNA polymerase II-specific. The record is from RefSeq and is a predicted model, not a curated record. Lineage: Eukaryota; Metazoa; Chordata; Chondrichthyes; Myliobatiformes; Myliobatidae. Gene Ontology annotation, cellular component: nucleoplasm.